CGGCACUCACGUUCCGCAAGUGUACCGCGCGCGCGCCUUUAUCUUGCCUCACUAAAUCGUCCUUUUGAGUUUGCCCGAUCGAACCUCCUGUUAUUCAUUGUCGCGAUAAACGUCGCGAAUAUCGAGCAACGCUCGCGUUUCAUCCGUGAACGAGCAACCGAAUUUUAGUGUUCGCGCGCGAAUGCUCGCUCGACGAUCAGGGGCUCGUGUGCCCGAUUCCUGAAUUAAUCCCAUCGACCUCUAAUCGAUCGAGGAUCGUUUGGACCGCGUCAUCCGGUAAACGGAUCACGACCGCCAUGUUCUUUAUCCGUGUACGUUUCAUCGAUCAGUGAAAAAAGUUUCUUUUUCGUGCGCGUUCUGAUUCUCGAUAAUAAUUUCACUUGGCACCAAGUUUAUCGAUUUUUUAUCGAUCGGAAAUCAGCUACGGAAUCGAAUUCCGACGUUCUUUCGUGAAUGUUUUGUUUUUUUUUUCCAUUCGUGUGUUUUCUCCCGAACGAGUUCGACAUUUUUUUCCGGUAAAACAAGAACAGGUUGAAAAGUACUACGCAGAUGUGUGUUGUGAGAUUCCGUCGAGAUAGACAUGCAUUCAACGAGUGAUGAUCAGUGGUGCUGGUGGCAUCUUGUCAUUGUUUGUGCUUCAUUUCCAAAAUUGUACCUGUCUCGUGCCUCUUCAACAACGGUGAGAAGGCUGGUAAAGUGGAACGAGAGAAGUUGCAGCGAUCAACCGCUUAAACAUUACGGCGAGGCGAUGAAACACGGAGGCUAGACAGGCGGAUUACCGUGCGAUUAAUGCGCCCUAUGACGCUCGUUUAAUGGCCCAUGCUCGGACCGUGUGAUGAACGCGAACGAGUGCACGAUUUCCCUCGGAGGUUGAAUUAAAUGGACAGGCAGGAAGAACCCAUUUGUACGCCCAUUUGUACCGAUUGUUCGCGACAACGUGCAAGGACACAAGCCGAGAACAUAAACUGUAAAAAACACGUAUCGAACGGUACCCGGCAGGUACUCGGUGCCAUCGCGCCGUUUCUUUCUUCGUCUUUCCACGAUUUUCACAACGUUGUUGGAGAUUCGUUCGCACAGCGAGAAACGAUCACGGUCGAUUUCUCGCGCAAACUUUGAACGAAUGGUCCUGUUUCUCGCGAUUGCAAGAUCGAGGAAAACGCGAGUCGGCCUGUAAUUUGUCGGCGACCGGCUAAAGCGGCACAAUUGUCUCGAAUUACGAUCGAUGCGAAUCCCGAUCGAAGGAUAUAGCGAAGAGAUAUAAUAGCGGUUUCCGCGUGCAAAAGAGCUUAAUCCCCGGGAGGCCGAUCGUCGCGCGAUAUUAAAACUUCGGGGGAUCGAAAUUACAGCCACUGUCGAUAAAAGCUUACAAAUAGAUUCGAAAGAAUCGAUAAUGCACGCGUGGAAAUCCUGGCUCGAAGCAAGCCACGUGCACGACGAAUAAUACGAUCCCUCCUCGAAUCCACGUCUUCUCGAUCACCAAGGGAGAAGCACCAGAUAGAUUCGUAAAAUCCUUAUCUACCUACGCUGUGUUCGCGUCGUCACGUCGCAUUCUUUCUUCGCCAUUAACGUUGCUUUCUCCAACGACGCCACGUCUGACAGCGAAUCGGUGAUCGUCGCGUAUUUCGGGACUAUUCCUUCGCGCGACCAGCGAAUCCAAAGAGUGGAAGACAAAAUCGAUUGGAGAUCAGUUAUGAUUCUGGAUGCUAGCUUGCACACGGAACGCAGAUAAGCUGGGGCAAAAGGAUGAAAGUGAGAUGGGUGUAUCCGAGUCCUGAUUACAUCGAAUGAUACCACGAUCUCUGUGAGUAACUGUUAAAGAGAUCGAAGUGUUUUCACGUUCGUCGUAGCUGUUGUUCGAGGGGCGAGGAAGGAUCAGCGCAGAGACAGGAAAGAAAGAAAGAUCGACAGUAUGAAGGAUCGUCGUGGAAGAUGGCUGUACGCCGUGCUGCCUCUCGUCACGUUCCUCUCGCACCAAAUAGAGUGCACAGCGAAGAGCGGAGGAUCGGUGGUGGAGCACCAUUCGUCUUCUUACUGGGAGCAACCCUUUAGCCAGCCUUACUUCGACAACACAACGAAGAGGGAUACCACGACGACCGUCGGACAAACCGCUUUCCUGCACUGCAGGGUGCGCAAUCUUGGUGAUCGUGCUGUUUCGUGGAUCAGGAAACGAGAUCUGCACAUUCUCACCGUAGGAAUCUUAACCUACACGAACGACCAGCGUUUCCAGUCGUUACACAGAGACGGAUCUGACGAAUGGACCUUGAGGAUUAGUUCACCGCAAGUUCGCGAUAGCGGAACAUACGAGUGUCAGGUUUCAACCGAAUCGAAAAUCAGCCAAGCUUUUAACUUGAGCGUCGUAGUGUCGAAGGCAAAGAUCAACGGUAACUCGGAGCUGUACAUCAAGAGCGGAAGCGACAUCAAUCUAACCUGCAUAGUAUUGCAGACACCUGAGCCGCCGUCAUUCAUUUAUUGGUAUAAGGGUGAUCACGUGGUAAAUUACAGUCAAAGGGGAGGUAUCAACGUAGUCACUGAGAAGCAAACGCGAACGUCGCGUCUCUUGAUAUCAAAGGCGUUACCUGCUGAUUCUGGGAAUUACACAUGUGCCCCGUCUGCGGCCGAGUCAGCCAGUGUUCUAGUCCACGUACUCAAUGGUGGGAGAACAUCCAGCGGCGAUGCAACACGGCAACUCGAGCAACAGCGGCGCGGCAACGAGAACGCUCGCGUUGCUCCUGUUGCUUCUGCACGCCGGUUCGUUCGCGAGGUGACUGGUCGAUCACGAAGCCUUCCUCCAAUAAGGACAUGAGCAAACAUCGCUUUUCCUUUACGUAAUCGAACAGAGGCAAAAGACGAAGAAGAGAAAAAGGGAAGCGAGCGAGACCGAGGAAAGAAGCGUCGUCUUUACCAGCAGCAACCACCUUCAACCCUUUAUAUAUCACCCUCGAUCUUGCUUUUAACCGAACAGCGACGAGAAAGCAGCCAGACCAGCGACCAUCAAAGAGACUCCUAACGAACGAAAGCUCCAGUGUAUCGGGCAUCUAGUGACCCAGUGGAACUGACUCCUCGCUGCUUCUGCUCUCCGUGGAUGUAUCGAUCAUUUUAGCUGGUGCAAAUCGUUUCCAUCUGGGGAAUAGUAAAUCUACGAUGUCUCGCAGACCGAUCGCUCGGAAGUGGCCACUUUCCGUUUCUCUUUUGAUAUCCGUAGAUGUUUCGAGUCGAUCACGACGACGCGACGCGAGUGAAACAGUUUUUCAGUGGUGGUACUUUGUCCGAGAAGACGUUGAGUCAGUUCGCUUGUAACGCGGCGCGUACAAACUCGCGGACGUGAUUCUCCUUUCAUUUCGUGCAGCAGCAAGAGGGGAAACGAGUCGAGCGAAAUCUCGAGAAGAGGACUCGACACAUGUAAAUGGCUAUUUAGUAUGAUGCAGUUGGACUCGGUGCGAUCCAAGGAACUCUUAGCGUCAGCGAUAAUCAAGGAUCUGCGCGGCUCGUUCUCGUAAUUAACGAGUACAACGAGUAACUGCCAAGUUGGAUCACUGCCACGUUCUUUCGGUAACGUUCCUUGCUAUUGCCGUGUUGCGAAACGAAACGAAACGAAACGAAACGGAACAAAACGAAAUGAAACGCGCACGCCCUUUAAAUCGUUCCGCAUUAGCGAACGAUGGCGAAGUUGUGCUUUAAAAAGUGCGACGAACAGCGUCGAGUUUGUCAUUAGAACAAAUGCAGAGAGCUCUGUACUCGAACGAUACCCAGAGGAGACGAACUUUUGUUCCAGAACAUGUUCGCGUACCGAUCGAUUCCAGUCUCGUUAGAUUCGUAAUACAAAAGACCUUGUCCGAUGGAGAAUAUUCUCGACUCGUGGAACUUGGAUUAUUAAACCUUCGGAACGCACAUAGAGAUCUUGCUUUGUAUUUUUCUUCGAGACGCGUUCUUACUGUUACGCCAUAGGGUUCUUUCAGUCAAACACCUCGUCUUUGAUGGGAACCAUUCAGAAAAAUGAAGCACGGAACACCGUGUUUUUUUAUUCGUAACAGGUUUAAAGUCUACGAUUAAAUAUUUUUUUAAUCAAACCGCACGUUUCAUUUCAUGGCGAGAGCGAAGUAAAAUUAGGGAGUUAACGCUCUAACUGCCUCUCUCUCUCUCUCUCUCUAUCUAUCUAUCUCUUUUUCUCCCUCAAACACACAUACUUACACACGAUUAAUCGCAACUGGCAAUAUUUCUCGAUGGGACGUUUUUUGCAAGAAACUCGGUCAAAUUCGCGAUACUCGAAUUUUUCUAUCGAUAAAUUUCAAUCGAAUGUUACUUACUCGUGAACGACGUAGCGUCAAUUUACAUGUAUAAAUACUAACAGGAAAUUUACGAGUAGAAGCUAAUAAAAUCGUGCAUCUAGGCGUCAGAGUUAACAAAAUGAUCGUUUCCACGAACGCUUGUAACCCAAUAUCCUCGAUUGCCUCUUUAUUGCUGGUAAUGGCACAUGAUUGCCGACCUACCUCGUCAAAAAUGACUUAUUUUUGAUCGAGAACGUACACGUACACGGAGAUCUAGAAUUUGCGAGUACACGUUAGUGUUGUCACGACAAAAGACGGUUGCUCAUGAGCGCUACUUGUACCGUGACAAUUCCACAUGCAGCCGCAAUAAUUUUCGCGAUCAAACGGCACGUAGCAGCACCUGGUUUAAUAGUAUCGCCUGACAGUGACAAACGACCAACCUGCGAAAGGAACAGAGAAAUUAAUAGGUGUUGGUGUAUCGGUGUGCCCUGCGUCGCCACGCGUCGCUUCGUUUCGGCUAUCCUUGUGCCACGAACCGGCAACUUUUUCCAACAAUCGAUUCGAGGUAUAAGAAAAUUUGCAACGCUGCAUAAAAGUUGCUCGAUUUUUGCUCGUCUGUCGGGCAAAAAUGGAACGGAUCGCAGUUACAGUCUCGUUUGAAACGUGUCGGAGGAAGAAAGGAAAUUCUUCGGAUUCGUGUCAGUUGACAAAUUGCUGGAUUAUAGCGGUUCGUGCUAUCUAAUGUGCGUGGGAUCAGAAUAUAUCUUCUUUUUAUUAACCCAGAGGUUUUACGGAUUCCCACGAUUUUCUGUUUGUUCCUAUCGGUGAUGGGGGAUCGGAUGAACUGCUGCGACGGGAAUAUUUAUGAUACUUACUUUUGGGGGAAAGCUUGUUAAGUGCAUUAGACUGCAAAUAUUUGUCGAUAGUAACCUGAUUAGCCGCCGCUCGGUAGAAGAGCUACUACGUUUAGAUUUAUGAGCUAGAUAUGAUUAAAACGGAUAAAAAGGAACCUGUAUUUGACAAACGUUUCAUCGUUAAAUAUAAAUUGUCCAAAAUACAAUUUUAGUAAGAGGAUUAGCAAGAAGCAGUUAAACAGGAUUUUUUGCCUUUUCCAGAUUGAUAAACGCCGCACGGUAAUUUUUAUGUUUCACGCGCAUAUAAUAAGAGCGAAAGAAGUAAUUUUUUUUAAUUGGAUGAAACAGUGUUUGAAUUGCGAACGUAUAAAUAGGAUAAUCUAUGCAUGUAACUAAAAUAACAGAUAUUUCUCCGCGAUCAAGCGUUUUUUACAUUUCUGAACGUACAAAAGAUUUAGAAAUUUUUAAAAAAGAAUACCCAAGAUUAUAAUAUGGAAUUAAAGUAAAUUAAAUUUCACAUUCGUAGAACCCUUCGGAUUUUCUACAGCUCGUUCCUAAAAUUGCUUAUUUUCGAUUUGUUUGUAGCUAACAAAAUAUCAAAUAACGUUAUUCGAACCGUGUUUCGCUUCCAAUUAUACUCUUUUCUGUUUUCUACUUUGUAAUUGCUCAUUUCUGGAAGAUUUCUUUCGUAACAAAGUGAAUUUAAUCGAAAAUUAUUCUACGACUCGCGAAAUUUUUGCUUACGAACAUUUUACAUAAAAUUUCAUAGAAUUUCGUGGUCGUUUCGCGGGGCGAACAUUUUCGUAGCCGCUUUUGUCCCGUUUACGAUACACCGAGAUGAAUUUCUGCAUUUUUCGUGUAAUUUUCGUUUCGCAUAAUCUCCCAUUUUUAUUUUCUACGUGGAAAUAUUUGGUUUCGUUGUUUCCAAAACGAUCUUUUCUGUGUCGUUUGAAUUGCAAAGAUACGAUAAGUUUGCAUACUGGCAUCGAUAAUAAAUUAUUUGCAGUUAAUAUUCGCAAACAAACAAAAUAACUUUGUCUUUCUCGUUGUGCGACGUAUAUUUAAUUGCGAAAAGGUUUAUUACAACGUUGAUGAACUUUUUAAUCACUUGCGCGCUAUUUGUACAUAGUGCAAGACAACUGCCGUAUUCAAAGUGCGCUUUGUAACUUUAUUUCGAAGUUAAUUACGCGCUUUUCUUUGUGAAAUAAGUCUGUUGCGUUGAUGUUAAUUAAAAUUGUGUUUUAUUAAAGAGACUCUUUCGGUAAAUUUCUGUCGUAAAUAAGCUUGAAAUUCAUAGGCUGUGUCAUCGUGUGAACAUUUGAAGAACGAUUAAAAUUAUAGAUCAAAACCUUAUUCCACUUACACAUUACGAGACAAGAUAAACGUCGAAUACGACAAUGAUGACAAGAAAAAGCAGGAGUCUAUCUAAUGAGACAAGCAAAAUAACAAUGUGCAUAUGGAAGCAAAUGAGAGGGGAGACUAUCGUGCGAGUAAAGGAGAUGGUAUAAAAGGCAGCCUGUUGUAACAAGUAGAAUAGGAAACUAUCUGACGGACAAGUAGAACGCGAGUACGCUCGAAGAUAAAGUUAAAAUGAAAUAUUUCCUUAUUACGUCUAAAUGGUAAAUAAAAUUUAUUUUAUAUAUAUAUCAAUCGUAUCGCAUAUUAAUUUUGCAUAAUUUAUUUUUUGUAUACAUAUAUCGAUAAAUUUGUUACAUGUACAUAGCUUUCUUUCUUAUUUUGAAUCAUCGAACGUGCUGACGAAGAUCGUGCAAACAUUUAUUUCAUAUGCGAUACGGAAAGUUUUACAUUCGUUGAUUGACAUUACAUAUCGUCGUGAAACGUAAAUGACGUUCGAUCGACAAAUUCAUGAAACCGAUCCGAAAAGAAGCACGAGUUCCCUAGCAUCGAGAAUAACGUUGUCAGAACAUCAGUUUAGCGUCCAUCGCGCUUGCAACGAUAUGCCAGUAUCGUUGAUGGGAAAGUCGAGAAAUUCGAAAGUACAGCAGGUCGAGUAAAAUUUUACUCGGCAGUACGCGCGUAUAUCAGUGGUACGAGAGUAUGGGAACGCGUUAUUUCGCUUAUCCUCAACAUGCAUUUUAUCAAGCGUAAACACGAGUCGCGAAUAAUUGGAAACGUUUAUGCUGCUGGAAGUUGUGAACAACGCAACGUGGUCUUCGCGGAUUCUUGGAUAAGAAGCAACAUAUUUCCCAUGCUCCAGGAUCCACCGUGACCCGAAUAUUACGACAAAACCUCACGGCACGGUAUUCCCUUCGAAUACCGGAAGCUAGAGUUGGUGCUUUUCUUUUGGCUUGCGUUCGCUCGAAUUUCCAGCAGACAAAUAUUUAGAACUCCACCGAAACGAUGGUUCCCUUAAAGUCCGUCGAUCGACUAGUAGCAAACUCGACGAAACGCAACGCGCACGUCCAGUUCGUUAGAAGUUUUUCCUAAUUUUACGAAAUUCUCGAGUUUAAUGAUACGCACGUCGAGAUGAUCGGUCGAAAUACGUCAAUGGUUUCUCAGACAAAUUUUAUCAAUGUUCUACCUGCUUUCGUCGUUCGAUUGCUCGCAACCGUUUCUAUAUGUACGUUCCCCGCGAUAAAAAUAUUUCCAGCGUUCAUUGCAAGUAAUAAUUUCCAUUUUCGAGUAAUUAUAAUUUUGUAAUCGUCUUCCAAAUAUUUCUAUCGAUUGUUCAAAAGUUUCCCGUAAUUUGUCCGCUUUCGUAACUCCUUGUCGCUAACUAAAAUUAUUACAUAUGUAUUUUGAAUCGUAAAACCUGUACACUUCUACACGCGGUAUGUUAAAGUAGCGAAACAAAAAUUGCAAUUUUUUUUACAAAAUCUCGGCCAGAAAAAACAUUUUUCAAAUCACAAUAUAUCAGGAUAGAGACAAAAGAGAGAGGAGUUCGGGAGGGUGGGGCGAGUGUUCCUCCGAUAAAUAUUUACUGAGCUGUAAAAUCGCAGUGAAAAGAUAGAAAACAGUUUGAACGUGGACGUCGCGCAUCGUUCGAACAAUCAGAGCUCUGUUACGUUCCGCUUCACCGACGUAAAAUUUAUCCACAGAUCCCUGAAAAAGUAUCCGCGCGAGAAAGAAACGAAUUCCAUUUGUCUGGCACUCGUUCAUUCCAAUAUUCCACAGUUCGAAUCGAGUCGACCGGUUCUCCAUCGAAUCCGAGCCGAAUUCGGGGAUAUACGAGAGACCAGAGUUACCCAACACCCAGUUUACCGUGGCAGACCGUUGAUCUCGGAUCGACACACGAGACCAUCACAUAUCCGUGUACGUAUAAUAGACUAGAUAAGUUCUAGUGCUAGGCACACUGCCGCUCGUCUGCAACGAGUGAUCCGCGCGAGUUUUCGAAUCGUCGCGUUUCCCGACUUCGAGUUUCCCGACGGACCGACUAGUUGGACUGAAACGAAGUCGUAUUUUACGAGGGGGAAAAAGACAUCGAAAACGAUAACGACAGCUCGCCACGCCGCGCCGCCAUGUCCGCUAUUAAUUUUACAAUGUUCUUGAUGUUACACUCGAUGCGAUUUCGCCAGCGCUAACGCAGCGGACACGAGCAGCGGCAGACUUGAAACGCUUUGAAUCGAUUGAAUUCGAAGUAGAGAGCGCUUUGAAAUAUUGCUCGGAAUUAAGAAGAUUAGAAAUAUCGAAAGAUUUUCAAUACAUCGUUUAUACGAAUAAACGUUGGAUCGUACGCCAUUUAUUUUAAACAAUUUGCGUUUUACUUAACUCAUCGAGGAAAAGUAAAAUUACAAGAUGGAUAGCGGAGUACGUUCUUGUAUAUAGCCUACCCUCGCUGCGAAAAUUCGUGCAAACUUUUCAAGUAAAAGCGGUUUUUCGUGCAGACGAAUUUUAAAGAAAAUCUUCCGAGUAUUUCAAUUUUCAUAAAUCUGUACUUGAAAAUAUCGAACAAUAGCCGGAUAUCGAUUAAAAUAUAUAAUUUCGAGCAAGAUUCGAAGCUUUUCGAUGUUUUGUAGCACCGCACCGGUUGAAAUUUAUUUCACGAGCAGACCUGAAUCCGAUGCCCAUCGCUAAAGCCGACCGCACAGUAAACUGGUUCAUUGUGUUCAUCUGAGGUCGGGGAAACUCUACUUCAACGUGUUGGCGUACGGCGUACACCGGCACCGGCUCCGCGUCUCUCAGUGAGUUUAUACUGGGACUUCCGCCGCUCGAGCAUCCGGAUUAACGAGUCGAAGGUCCAACUGAUUGAUUCCGAAUACAGGAACACCGUAUAAAUGCGAAGUCAGUGUGUGAAUGAGUAAUUAUCUGUAAAAUUUGUACACGAGGGUAAUUAAUCGUCAACAUUUUACGGCUCUAUCAUGAAAACUUGAAAAACCGAAUGACGUUGCGCUUUCGAAACUGCAUUAUUUCUUUCUUUCUUAUGCAAAUAGAAACGAAAUGGACAAUUUUUAUUGCUCUUCGAUAUAGUGAUUCGAUCAAGCAUCGAUAAUAACGAUAUGAUUUAUUACUUUUUUUUUUUUUUUUAGCAAACUUUGAUAUUCGAGGUGUGGAAAUAUUAUUCGGAUAUUAUUUGUUCGUCUGAAUCGCCUUCCCGUUUGUGAAAAUAAUCGAUGACCUACAAUACGGAUCGUUGUAUUAGAAUGUCUCAUAAAAUAUCGUGCGAUCGCUUUACUUUUCGUCGCUUUGAAACCCCCUGCGUAAAUAACGCGUAUCGAAGUAUCGUUCGAAAAAGACCUUUGUACGCUGAUUACGAUAUUUUUCACCUGUUUAUUCGUCACGGCUUAACGAACAAAAGUUUUGAAAUGCACGAUAUUCUCUGCGACAUGGUAAUAUCUGUGCGUUUGAAAAUUAUCCGAUUCACCAAGUUAUAUUUACGUAUGUACUAUACUGGCAGACGGUAUAAUUUUGUAUUUUUCUAAUAAGAUACACUUAGCGAUAUUAAUUUACCGAUGGCAUAAAUAUUUUCACAAAUUUUUGUGCCAACAAACACUAUGCGAUAGUCUCGUCUUUGCGCUCUCAUUCUCACCCUCUCUCUAUAUCUAUCUAUCUCUUUCUCUCCGUACAACUCGGAUUGUUUGCGUAUGGAUAGGUGAUUUUUCUACGAUAUCAGCUGUUUCUACAAUUCAUGGAAACCGCUGUAAUUUUCAAUCCAUUUUGUUUCUUGUAUAUUCAGUUCCACUAACAUUUUACGUAAACAAUCGAAGCUGUUUGACGUAGUCCGUAAUUGGUAUGGCGAACACGUAAAGUUACGUGAUCAGCUUGAAUAUUGACGAACGUAAAUACACAAGAUUGAUUGCACGUUGUUGUAUGAAAAAACGAUGAUAAAAUUCACAGCAGAGAGUUUCAAGGAAAGCAGAUAAAAUCUUUAGUUUCUGAUAACUUUCGUUUGUCUAUUUAAUAUGUACAUACUAUCGGUAGUCGAUUUGUUACGUGUUAAAUUGUUUAAUCACUGCCAUUAGCUGCCACGUAUAUAUGUACAUGUAUAAAGCACGUUCAGUGUACGAUACUUGAUAGAAGUUCUAAAAGAAGAUAUAUCUCCACAUGCCGACUAAUUACGUUACUUUCGAUUAACAUUUUGUACUAACGUUCAUCCUUUUAGAACAAUAAUAACGCGUCAUCUAAUGUACGAACUUAAUAAAUAAGAAAUGUACGAUAAUUAUCAUCGCAUCAUCGUGAAAAUAUGUUAACUGUUACUAAACACGAAGUUUGUUGCAGAUGUAAAGAAUGUCCAUUCGUAAGACCGUAUGUGUUGUAGCGGGAAUGUAAUAAAAAGUAUGUAUUACGAAAAA
Bombus pascuorum is the source of this 10869-nucleotide messenger RNA. Its product is annotated as basement membrane-specific heparan sulfate proteoglycan core protein-like. Bases 1910 to 2803 code for a protein of 297 amino acids. The transcript has 7 exons. NCBI's taxonomy places the organism in Eukaryota, Metazoa, Arthropoda, Insecta, Hymenoptera, Apidae. Gene Ontology annotation, biological process: synapse organization. Gene Ontology annotation, cellular component: neuron projection membrane. The record is from RefSeq and is a predicted model, not a curated record.